AAAGAAAUAACGUAUCGAGAAGUUGUAACUGUAUUCUUUCUAGCUCGUAUAAAGUGUUUAUCAUCAAAAAGCUUCCUUAAUUAAUUUAUCCUCUCAUUUAUUAACUAUGUCUAAAUUAGAAAAGCACAAGGAAAUUAUUUCAAUUACACAUUUCAUCAAUCCCCACCUUUUCUGGUACCACAAAAUUGAUGCUUGUAACGUCGAUUACCGCACUAUAUUAGAAAUUGAAAAGGAACUAGCGGAAUACUACAGGAAUCAUCAAGCGUGGACACAAGCAUUGCGACACCCAAAAAAACAUGCUAUGGUGGCCGUUAAAUUCUUAGCUUGGAAUAAAAUAAUACGUGCGCGUGUUGAUCAUGUUGCCGCCUUCGGCAAGAAUGUAGUAGGAGGCGAAUUUGUUAUGUGGGCUGUAGAUUAUGGAUUUCCUUUUCAAACAAAAGCAGAUCAAAUUUAUAGGUUGCCUGAGAAAUUAACUACACAUGUCAAUUAUAUACGUCCCGGAGGCUUAGUAAAUAUCCUUCCGGCUGAUAAUUUUUUCAUGAAAGAUAUGAUGGUAAAGAGUAUAACAAGUAAGUGGGAUCAGCGUGCUUGUCAUAUCGUUGAAGAGGCUAUAAGUAAUUCGGAAUCUAUAGUGUUUGUUAAAGAAUAUAGUUUAAAUGGGCAGGAGUGGGGUGAACUGGUUAUUAAAACUAACAUGGGAAUUAAAUAUCGGGUCAAUGACCACUUGGUAUCCUUACAUUUGGCUGUUGACGCAAGAUCAAAUUUUCGCGAAGAAUGUCUUAAAUUAAAAACCAAUAAAAUUUUACCAUGGAUGUGUAAUAACGGCACUAGCAAAUUUCGUACAAAUCGUGCAUAUAUUUUUCCCGCCGUUGGUAUAACACACAAUGGAUCUAAAUGUGCAACAAUAGAGUGCAACGAUAUAACCAAACAAAAAGUUGAAGAAUGGCAUGAACGAAAUAAAUAUACAUGUGGAUAUGAGACUGACGACUUCCUUGACACAACAAUCGAGUGCACGAUGACUGAUAGAUCUGUCAUUGAGUCUGUGCCGGUUCGAAAAUGCGAUCAACAAGGGUCGGACUUAACUAAAAUCGCCGAACAUGAGAAAAGUCAGCAUAUGCAGCUGGCCGGUGUACUGUCGAAAUCUAGAGUCGAGAAAUACGCUGGCGGAAAAUUACCGGCUCCACCUUUGCCUGACUGUGUAGAUUUUGAAAUGAAGACAGGCAAUGCAAGAGCGAACCAAACUAUAGACACGACAUAUAGUGAAAUAAGCCCAAUUAAAUACAUGAAUUUGGAGGAGUCAACGGUGAAUAGUGAUGAUGUUCUGGAACCCAAACUUACUGAUGAUAAUAAUGCGACAGCUCCAGCAUGCACCGAAUCGUUCCAUGAUUAUGCCAAAAAUGGCGCAGAAAACACAGUGACCGCCGAAAAAAAUAAAAAUUUAGGGCAGCACGACGAAAGAAAUUCCUUAAUGCCAGAUGACAUUGGUUCAUUUGCGGAAUAUUUAAUGACGUUUCGAAAGCAGUAUAUUGAAAAAAAGAUCAACGAAGAAGCGAAAAUCAGUAAGAAAGGAACAGUUUUACCGAAUAAGGUAGUUCAGUCAAAAAGCUUUAAUUUCGAAUUUGCAGCAUUAACUAAAAGCAAUAAAAGUGAAAAACGUGAGCCCAUAGAUUUAAAAACAACAUUCCAUGGACUCCGUAUGAUACCAGCUGGAUUUGACAUUAUGAAUUUACAUGAGUAUAAAAAUGAAGAGCAUUGGCAUUGUAAAAAGAGUACAAUGAAUGAUCGCGUACCAUAUAAUGACACUGAUUUAGGUGAUUUCGUCAACUGAAUUUGCGAAUAAACCAAUAAAGUUUAAGAGCAUAAUUAUCCUAAAGCAAUACAGAAAAAUAUUACUUGGUAUUUUCUACUAAGAUUUUUUUAUAAAUCGUACAUAAUUUUCAGGCGAUGGUAUAUGUAUUUCCCUGAAUAAAU
Anastrepha ludens (Mexican fruit fly) is the source of this 1971-nucleotide messenger RNA. RefSeq lists its product as uncharacterized. NCBI's taxonomy places the organism in Eukaryota, Metazoa, Arthropoda, Insecta, Diptera, Tephritidae. Bases 107 to 1828 code for a protein of 573 amino acids. The record is from RefSeq and is a predicted model, not a curated record. The transcript is spliced from 5 exons.